ACGAGAGUAACUCGUCCAAUCACGAGGCUAAACGGCAGCAGAAGAUGGCGGCGCGCCGGUUGCGUAACUUCUGUGUUUCUAGGAGCUCACGCAGCGGGUAGCUUGACUCGGCGUUUAUACCCGCCCUCUCCAAACAGGUGGUCUGGCAGGAACUUCUGCCUUCGAGGAUGGCUCUGAAUAAAUCUAUGCAUGCAAGAAAUAGAUACAAGGACAAACCUCCUGACUUUGGUUAUCUGGCAUCCAAAUAUCCAGAUUUUAAGCAACAUGUUCAGAUAAAUCUGAAUGGAAGAGUGAGUCUUAAUUUUAAAGACCCUGAGGCAGUCAGAGCACUGACUUGUACUCUUCUAAGGGAAGAUUUUGGACUUUCUAUUGAUAUCCCGUUGGAGAGGCUAAUUCCCACAGUUCCCUUGAGACUCAACUAUAUUCAUUGGGUAGAAGAUCUGAUUGGUCAUCAGGACUCUCACAAAAGUACUCUCCGAAGAGGAAUUGACAUAGGUACUGGGGCAUCCUGCAUCUAUCCUUUACUUGGAGCAACCUUAAAUGGCUGGUAUUUCCUUGCGACAGAAGUGGAUGAUAUGUGCUUCAACUAUGCAAAGAAAAAUGUGGAACAGAAUAACUUAUCUGAUCUCAUAAAAGUGGUAAAAGUACCACAGAAGACACUCCUGAUGGAUGCUCUUAAAGAGGAAUCUGAGAUAAUCUAUGACUUUUGCAUGUGCAAUCCUCCUUUUUUUGCCAAUCAGUUGGAAGCCAAGGGAGUAAACUCUCGAAAUCCUCGAAGACCUCCACCUAGUUCUGUAAACACAGGAGGUAUCACAGAGAUCAUGGCAGAAGGAGGUGAAUUAGAGUUUGUCAAAAGAAUCAUCCAUGACAGUUUACAACUUAAAAAAAGAUUAAGGUGGUAUAGUUGUAUGCUGGGAAAGAAAUGUAGUCUGGCUCCUCUGAAGAAAGAGCUUCGCAUUCAAGGGGUUCCUAAAGUCACCUACACUGAAUUCUGUCAAGGUCGGACAAUGAGAUGGGCUUUGGCAUGGAGUUUUUAUGAUGAUGUGACAGUACCAUCACCACCAAGUAAGCGAAGAAAAUUGGAGAUGCCAAGAAAACCCAUUACAUUUGUAGUGUUGGAGUCUGUGAUAAAAGAAUUAUCCCUCAAAGCAUCAAGUUUGGGUUCCGAGGCAGUAGAGGGCAUAGUAGUUAUAACAACAUGGAUUGAAAAAAUUCUCACUGAUCUGAAGGUCCAGCAUAAACGAGUUCCCUGUGGAAAGGAGGAAGUUAGCCUUUUUCUAACAGCCAUAGAAAAUUCCUGGAUUCAUUUAAGGAGAAAGAAAAGAGAACGAGUGAGACAAUUGCGAGAAGUUCCCCGAGCUCCUGAGGAUGUCAUCCAAGCCUUGGAAGAGAAGAAGUCCAUCCCCAAAGAGUCUGGCAGUAGCCGAGAUUUGGCCAAGGGUCCCCGUGAGAGUGCCCUGUGUAGGCCUGCUGAACUGGAAGGCACGUCUGCCACUAUUGAGGGCCAUUGCCCAAACCAGGAUUCAUUUUGCCAAGAAGAAAACCCAGAGCCCAUGGAGGAUGAAAGGAGUGAAGAAAAAGGAGGGUUGGAGUUUUUGGAAAGUUGUAAAGGCUCUAGCAAUGGAGCCCAGGACCGAGAGGCUUCCGAGCAGUUCAGUAACCCAGUGGCUGAAAAAGGGAAACAGUUCCAAGGAAUGGCUGGACAUUAUCUGUUUAAGUGUUUGAUAAAUGUUAAGAAGGAGGUAGAUGAUGCAUUAGUUGAAAUGCAUUGGGUUGAGGGUCAGAACAGGGAUUUGAUGAACCAGCUUUGUACCUAUAUACGUAACCAGAUUUUCAGACUUGUUGCCAGUUAACUACAGACUUCUUGCACAGUUGGGAAAAGUAUCUAUAAAAGGAACUUGCUUAGGAGUCGCUGGUGGGGUUGCAGGAGGUCUUCUACCAUUGGCUCAUUAAUAGCUUUAUGUGGAAUUAUCUUUGAAAAUAGAAACAAAUUAAUCCAUUUUUAAAUCCAGCCCCCUCCCCUUUUUUAUUUUUAAGUGACUGGUAGUUAUAGGAGUUCAGGGAAAGAAUUGUGGUUAUCAGCAACAACAAAAAGCUAUCAGUAGACUCAUGAGGGAUUUAAAUCUGACCUAAGCUGGUCACGGCAGCCUUGGGUUGGUUCUCUGAUGCCAGAGGAAUCUGGUCUGGGUUGGGCCUACACAAAGCGUCAUGUUCUCUCUGUUGGCCAAGCUUGCUUCUUGAGGAAGGGUGACUCUUGCUCUGAAUGGAGGCAGUCCACCAGAGCAGGCAGGCCUGGUGCUGUCUUCUGUAGUUACCUUCACGACUGAGUCUGCUCACCCUGGGUAUACAGUUUUACCCCUGCUUCAUGCCUGAGAAAGAAAUUGACCCAAUGGUGGGUGAUGGGAGAGUCAGGGAGAGAAACCUCAGUAAUGAGGGAAGAAAGUCCUGUGUGAGAGCACUUGUGAAAGGUCACACCCAUGAUUCCUGUUUUCCUGUUGCUUACUACAAAAGCAGAAGCAGUUCGGCCAGGCUCCCAGUCGUGACUGAGAUCCAAGAGAAUACGACCAUCCUCCUACCUCCAACCUGUUGAAAGUACCAUUUGUAGCAGUUUUGCCUUUUUACUGCUGUAUGAUUUUUGUUUCGACAUUUGACAUAUUAAUUUUAAUAUAAGACUAUUUAAAAUUGAAAACUGUCUUAUUUGAAUCCUGGGGCUGGGGGAAAUAUUUUCUGGAUUUUGGGUAGGUAAAUGGUUGAUGAUAGAAAAAAGAAGUGGAGCAAGAUAGUUUGUACAGUCAGCUUAAGAAAGUUUCAUCUUUUGGCAGAUAAGAUGUUGCUGCAAAUACUGAUUUUUGUGAUUUCACUUGUAAUCCCCUAUGCCUACCUGCUAGCAUUAGAGAAUUCUAAGGUCAGAGUAAUCAUGUUCUUAAAACAUAUUUCUAACUGGAAUACCAGGAUGCAGCAGAAAUGCCUCUGUAAAAGGAAUCUCCUUUUUUGUUCUCUUGGUGACUCGAUUACCCUCUGCUCUGUUUAACUUUCUCAGCUUGUGUUUGCACCAGCAGCCUAGAGUUCUGUUUAGACUAAAAUCUUUGAGUAUGGUACCACCUUCUUGCCAUCUGCAAAGAAGAUUGUGGAGUGGCACAGUUAAGCCACCCUUUUGACGUUGGUUAGGGCACAAAGCUGAUGACCUUGACACAUCUUGGCAGCAGUGAGGUCAAACCCUCAGCAAAGAUACAGGAGAUACUGACCAUGUUAUGCUUCCCUGCGGCGGUGGAAGCAGAGCUGAGGAAGGGAACACACUCAUCGGUGUUCUUGACCUGGUCCAGGGAUCUCUUGAGAAUCCAUAAACCUCCUGGGAUUAUUUCCAAAAGCUCUGUGAGCAUAUGUGUUUUUUUCCUGGAGAGUGGGUCCGUGUUUUAAUAGAGGGCUCAGUAACCCACUGACGAUUAAGAACCACUAUUCCAGUCCAGCCCCUCUUUUGACAGUAUGAGAUCAAUGCCAGGAUCACACUGAGCCAAGAUUCAACCCAGAGCCUUGGAUUCCUCCAGGCCAGUAGUUUUCUGCUGUUUCUGCUCAUACGAUAGCACUGUACUUACCUUGGAGGAUAUCAUAUUUGAAUAAUAUGCUGAACCCCAAACCUAGUUUUCUUGAUACAGUUGUAGGAUAAUUCAGUGGCAGCAAUUCAUUCUAUAAGUUGACAGUUAGUAUCACAUGCUCAUUAAAGAAGAUUAGAGAAAAAGAAAAAUAGAAAACAAAACAAAAAUCAUCUCUACUGUCAACAUUCUCUGACCCAACCAAUAUUAGUCUUUUAGUGUGUUUCCUUUCCGGUAUUUCCAAAGAUGGGGUUGUAUGAGUGCAUGGCUUUAACUUUGGUUGUAAUUAUGCUGUAUAUUCAGUUUUAGAUUAUGCUUUUUCAUUUACCAGCUAAGUAUUUUUUCCAUGUUAUAAUAGGCAGUGUAUUUAUAUACACUCCUUGCCUUGUUCAAAAUGGAUUUCAGGCAGUUUUGGCCUUAAGUCUAAGUUCUUAGGGAUUCACAGAGAAUAUUCAUAACUGGGGACACAAAGUGUGUCUGUGCCUCUGUGUUUCAGUGGCCCACGUUUAAGACUUGGUGUCACAGAAGAGGUUUUAUAGAUAAGCGAAUGCUCUUAGAAUUAAAAAAAUAUGUGACAGGAGCUUCUGCAGUACUGGAAGAUUAGAGCUUUGAGUGCCUUCUUUGCAUUUGCAUGUCUCCAUUUCCUUCUCUGAGAAGCGUAGUGUAUUCUAAUGAGAGAACAUUGGAAAAAAUUUUAAAGGUCUUUGAAAAAUUGUUGUGGUGAUUUAUAGACAAUAAUUGAGUGAUAGCAUACACCUCUGGUCCAGGGAAAGGAAUUGAUUCUUUAAAGAAAUAGUUAUUGACCCAUGUAUCAUAAUGUUAUAUGAUACUCUCCUUAAGUGUCUGAAGGUAAGUUUUUCUUGGUGGAUUGGCAGAAAAUUAAAUCUCAGUGGUAAUAUCUUAAAUUCUAUUCUGGUCCCUGGCUUCUGAUUUCUUGAUAAUUAAGUGGGAACAGAAGUUGAACUUGUUUUCUGAGAAGGGACCAAAGCUGCUUUUGUUCCUGGGAAUCAUCUGUGUUUCCAGCAGUUUGGUUCCUUCACCCACAGCCUUGCCAGAGCAUUGCUGCCCGCCCUAGCAGUUUUAGCUCAUCCUGAGGAUUCUUGUUGAUUGCUUGAAACUUUAGUAUAUGUAUAUUAAAACAUAUUUCUGUUGAUGGAAACGAAAGCUUCCCAUGUGAGCACACCAACUUUUAAGCUCUGACAGUUAUAGUAAAACUGCAAGGUGUGAAAAAGACAAAGAAGCAUGUGGAAAAUAUGAGCCUCUUAAAGAAGGGAGUGAAUGAAUUCUUAACUAACUGCUGUAGCCGUCAUUUUACUUAAUCCGCAAGCAUUUUCCUCUGUGGCCACACGAGGGCAUAUUUGGCCCUUUGAUCAAGCGCCUAAGUUCAGUGUGGGAAAAGAUAAAAGUUGUGACUUGUAUUUUGUUGACAUAUCCCAUUGCUACCCAGAUAAGUAUUUUUAUGUAAAGAAGUGCUUUUUCACAUGCAGAAAAUUUGAAAAAUAAAAGUUGAAAGAAAAAAAUCACCACUUAGAGGUCUUUUUAUCUGGCAUAAUGCCUUUCCUCCUUUUAAUGUAGCUUUAUGAUCCUGGCUGACUAUAUUUUCUUUGCUUUCCAUCUGUCCUGCUACUCUAGUAUAUAGCCAGGUUGAGUCAGUCUUUUGGAUCAACUUUUUAUUGGUAUCUAGUUAAUGGGGAUACUGGAGGGGGGAAUGUUAGUGAUCUCAAAAGCCUUAUGUACCAGGAUCAGACUUUGUGGGUGGCUAGUCCAAAAGAUCUGCACAUUAGGAGGGGGAAUAUCUAGUUGGGAGCCCUUGAGGAGGAGGAAAUCAAAGGUGCAGCAGUCCUCCAGCCAUCUGGGGAUGCCCCUAGGAAAGGGACAUGAUCACAUCUUUUUGGGGGGAAGUUGGUGCUCGGGAGAUUUAUUUUGCUGAACGGGCAUGAAAUCCAGUAAAACUCAGAAGAGGCUUAGUAGAGCAAAUUGGCUUCUGCCUCCUGGAGUAGGGCAUUCAUGCUCUUGAACCUCUUGAGUAGUCCCAUAUCCAUAUUCCUUGGUGCCAGGGCCAGCACAGUUUUUGAGAGCCCUGCGUGGGGCUCCCCCCACUAGAAGCAGGGCUGUAUGCUCCCACAGCAGGGAGUCCCUGCCUCCUGUACAGACAUCCAGAUCCUCUGCUGUGACUCACCCAAAUGACUAAAACAGCAGUUUAUUUUUUUUAAUUGCUGGUUGGAACAACUAAUGCUGCCUUUUAGAACAGCUAAUGCUGCCAUUCUGAGGCUGUGCUUUUAAUCCUGGGGACUGUGUUGUGACUGAGGGAAGGCCUUGCACCUCCAAAUGCCCUUUGAGGUACAGCCUAUCCGCCUAUCUUGAUUCAAACAGAAACAUCAGGGACUCGAGGCGCUCUUCAGGGAAGCAGGGGAUCAUGGGUGCUUAUUAAGAGCCAGGGAAGUGUGGCCCAGAAGCAAAAUUGGCUUGUAUAUGAUGCUCUGAAGAGAACAAAAGAUGUAUAAGUCCAAGAUACUUUUCCACCUACCCCAGGGGAGCAAAAAACAGGAAAGAACACAGGCAUCAUGUUUAUCAGACCUGGGUUCACAGUCCAGUUCCACUUCUUACACAGGAAGUCAAUUUUGCUAAGCCUUGGUUUCCUCAUAUAGAAGAUGGGGAAUACUUGCUUCACAGAGUUGUAGCAGCAGUUAAUUUAGAGAAUUUAAAACACCUGGAACGAUGCAUAUACAAAGAGCAGGCUUUUCAGUUCACUCAUUUCUUCUUAUUCUUCUUUCAGCAUUUUAUUUCUGGCCAGAAAAUUUUCUACUAAUAGAUUCAAACACAAAGGCUGAGACCACAAUUGUAUAAUAGCAGGUAUAGAGGAGCUUUUGACCAAGAGUAAAACCUAAACCUCCAUGUUACAUAGGAGGAAGGGAAGCCACUACUGAUUAGCUAUCUUCUGGGUAAAUUGUCUCAUUUAAUGUACCUGUGAGGUGGUGCAGUGGCCUUUUGUGACAGCUUAGGGAAAUGGAAGCUCAGAAUGCUCAAGCGACUUGCUCUAGGGUCGUUCACAGAGCUGAGUCACAGAAAUGGGAUUUGAACUUGGAUCCAAGAAUCUGAGACUGGGAUCUUGAACCAGAUCUCAAGGUUCCAUAACAAGCGUUGCACUAGGAUGAAAGUAGACGCGACUAGUCUCAUUUGACCCACCUCUAGGGAAGGAAACUUCAGUUAUAGGAGUUUAUAGAAGAGAGAGAAACAUUCUUACUCAGCUUCAUAAUUUAAUAUUCUAAAAUAUUAUUUUCCAGCCUAAGAUCAAUAAGCAAGACUUAGUAAAGUGAAAGUGCCUAUAAUUAGUUCUUGCUUUAUGCUACCAAAUCUUUACAGAAUUUUGCAUUUGGCAGUAGUGUGGAUAAUUAAGUAGUUAAUGAAACCACAAAAUCAAAUGUCUAGUGAAAGCACGUGUUGGACCAGAAUCAAUGCAGAAUAACUGAUAAUUAGCUAAUGACUCUUCAAAAAUACAUAAUUGUAUAAUAAUGGAAGAGGUUUAAUUUUUUUUAAUAGGCAGCUCCAAGUAUUUCACUUCCAGAACAACACAAAACUGAUGUGCUUUUUGGGCUUGCUGGAGAAGGUAGCAAUUGUCAGAAAAAACAGCAAGUCCUCUUCCCCAAGUAGAAUGUAUGAACCUAGUAUAAAUCUGGGGGAGAGUGAAGGCUGCUUGCCAUCUGGUGGAGCCAUUCAGGGAGUGUGGCCCCCGAAUCUAGAAACAACCCAGAGCCAGGAAGUCCUCAGCUGGAGAGCUUGGCUGGUUCCAGCAGCCAGUCAGUCUCCAGGGAAAUGACAGCUUGUGCGGCUGCUGUCAAAAAAGAGAAGGCUGUUCAGAAAUCACUGCUGAGUUGGAAGCCCUCCUGGGACAGGGUGGGUGAGGUCAGGGGCUGGCUUCCAUAGGUUUGUGAUUUUAAGACUUUAUGUCUCUUCUGGUCUUGUCUGAUGUUGAGUCCUCAUCUUAGACAUGUUUGUUCCAAGGUUCUUGCCUUCAGGGCCAAAUGUGGGUAGAUUGUUGGAGCUUUAUGGACCACACUCUGAUCUACGCUCUGCAUGAGCACAGAUAAGGUCCUUUUCAUCCACAAGAGGAAGCUACUUAGCAACAUCUACACCAGGAGCCAGGCAAGUAUUGUUAGUAAGGUAAUGGGAAGAGCUCAUGCCCAGACUAAAAGGGAGUAGCUUUUAUUCAACUACUGUUGGUUAUUGCCAUGCAACAAGAGAUGCCCAGUGUUGGAUCUUCUGAUAUUUUGAGGGAAGCCAGAAAUCCAGAUUUUAUGAGAAGUUUACUAAAUUGUAAAUCAUAAUUCAAUAUUUCAUAUUAAAAAAAAAGUUUUUGCACUCGAUCAAGUAUCCUUUCUGCUACCAGGUGGUAGAACUCUAUUAUUUGCUGCUCUUGCUUUCCUAAUUCUCAAUUCACUUCCACUCUUGCAGUCUGGUUGUUGCCUGACGCCUUUUUUAGGGCUCUUCCCACCUCUUAAAGGGAGAAUUCCAAGGAUUGUAUCCAUGGGCCUCAUGCUUCCUUCUCCAUCUUCUGGGUGACCUCAUCCAUUCCCAAAACUUCAACUACUAUUCUCCAUACAUUCAUGAUGCCCAGAUCCCCUUUCCUGAAUUUCUAGCAUCCACAUACCUAACACCUUUCAGUCAUCUCCACUAGUACCAUGACUGUAUCAAACUCAACUACUGUCUACACCUGGUUCUCUUCUAAUGUUCUUGGUCACCAAACACCAGAUGUCCAGAUUUGGAACUUCUCUUCCUUGUCCUUCACCACCAGGUACUAAAACAAUUCCACCUUAGAAAUAUCUUCUAAAUCCAGCCCAACCUCUCCAUCCCUAGUGCCAGUGUCAUAAUGUGGUUCCUCAUUUCUCACCUGGACUAGAAGAAUAGCCCCAAUGAUUUCUAGGCACCUUCAGACUUAAGCAGCAGAAGCAGAUUCAAAUGUUCCUGAAGAAAAGGGGAUGAAGAAUUCUGCUUUGGGGGAGCGAAUCGGGAGCUUUUCAGAACAAAGGCUAGGAUGGGAAAUAGACCCAGAGAGACUGGUCAAAUUAGUUGAGAUCAAGAGAUACAAGAUCCUAAAUGGGUCCCUUCCUGGUAAAGUACAAGCUAAACUUUUCCCCCUUUAACUAUUUAAUUUUACUAAAGUUAAGAUUUUCAUUACAAAAAAUUUAAAGAAUAAUGAAUAAAGAUGAUAAUUCCACUACUCAAGCAAAUUUACAUUUUGUUGUCCAAACUAGUAUUUUUAUGUGCAUAUGUUUUUAAACGGCAGAUGUGGGAUCAUCUUGUGCAUUACUGUUUUUAUAAUCUUUUUCAUUUAACAAUAUAUUGUGAUAACUUUUUUCUAAUUAUAAAACUAACAUGUUUGAGAAUACUUGUGAAAAUAAAAGUUACCUAUGCUCACACUGCCCAAAGAGAACCACUGUUAAUAUUUUGAUGUAUUAAGAACCCUACUUUUCACAUGCUGUAUUGUGAGCAUUAUUUUACUAAAACGUUGCUACUCUUUGGAAAUUUGGGCUUUCUGGCUUUCACUAUUGUAAAUUAUGUUUCAGUGAAUAUCUGUGUAUAAAUAUCUGUGUAUAAAAAUCA
Molecule: messenger RNA, 9191 nt
Organism: Choloepus didactylus (southern two-toed sloth)
Lineage: Eukaryota; Metazoa; Chordata; Mammalia; Pilosa; Megalonychidae
Gene: METTL16
Product: methyltransferase like 16
Exons: 10
Coding region: 168-1853 (561 amino acids)
Biological process (GO): rRNA base methylation
Cellular component (GO): nucleus
Molecular function (GO): 23S rRNA (adenine(1618)-N(6))-methyltransferase activity
Source: RefSeq, a predicted model, not a curated record